This is a messenger RNA of Danio aesculapii, 855 nucleotides long. RefSeq names its product ribosomal protein L6 (gene rpl6). Gene Ontology annotation, molecular function: structural constituent of ribosome. NCBI's taxonomy places the organism in Eukaryota, Metazoa, Chordata, Actinopteri, Cypriniformes, Danionidae. Gene Ontology annotation, cellular component: ribosome. The record is from RefSeq and is a predicted model, not a curated record. Gene Ontology annotation, biological process: translation. The transcript has 6 exons. The coding region runs from base 27 to 830 and encodes 267 amino acids.
UUAUAAUGACUCUUUAAUGUUCUCAGAUGGCCGAGGGCGAUAAGAAAAAGGUUGCCCGUAAGCAUGGCAGCCGUAACCCUGUGCUGGUCAGGGGCAUCGGCCGCUAUUCCCGCUCUGCCAUGUUCGCUCGCCGGGCCAUGUACAAGAGGAAGACUAAAGCUCCCGUGACGAAGGUGGAAAAGAAAAUCAAGGAGAAGAAGGUGAAGCAGAAGCAGAAGUCGAAGAAUCCCACCACGGCCAUCAAGACUGUCGGCGGAGACAAAAAUGGAGGCACUCGUGUUGUCAAACUGCGCAAAAUGCCCCGUUAUUAUCCCACAGAAGACGUGCGCCGUAAGCUGCGGAGUCACGGCAUCAAAGCCUUCUCUCAGCACCGCAGAAAACUGCGCAAAACCAUCACCCCUGGAACUGUGCUGAUCAUGCUGACCGGACGCCACCGUGGAAAGCGAGUGGUUUUCCUCAAGCAGCUGGACAGCGGCCUCCUCCUCGUCACCGGUCCUCUGGCUAUAAACCGCGUCCCUCUGCGUAGAGCUCACCAGAAGUUCUGCAUCGCCACAAACACCAAAGUGGACAUCUCUGGCAUGAAGAUCCCCAGAACAUUGACCGACUCUUACUUCAAGAAGAAGAAGCUGAGGAAACCCAAACACCAGGAGGGAGAGAUCUUCGACACCGAGAAGGAGAAGUACCAGUUGACAGAGCAGCGCAAGACAGACCAGAAAGCAGUGGACGCUCAGCUGCUUCCUCUGAUCAAGAAGGUUCCUCAGCUCAGGGGUUACCUGCGCUCCAUGUUCUCCCUGUCUAAUGGAGUCUACCCACACAAACUGGUUUUCUAAAAUGCUAAUAAAACGUCAACCCAGA